This is a messenger RNA of Hordeum vulgare subsp. vulgare (domesticated barley), 1556 nucleotides long. RefSeq lists its product as uncharacterized. NCBI's taxonomy places the organism in Eukaryota, Viridiplantae, Streptophyta, Magnoliopsida, Poales, Poaceae. Gene Ontology annotation, molecular function: zinc ion binding. The transcript is spliced from 8 exons. The record is from RefSeq and is a predicted model, not a curated record. Bases 171 to 989 code for a protein of 272 amino acids.
CCCCCCUCCAGUCAGUCUCCGCCCUUCCAGAAGGCCGCCGGAGUAGACGUGCUCCGGCCACUCCCCCCUUCAGAUCCCGCCGCCGCGCCCCAGCCCCCAUUGCUGCGGGGUUGCACCGGACUUGCUUUUAUCAUAUGACCGGCAAAAUGUCCCCUCAGUGAUACCCAGGCAUGAUUUGGGUACUGUUCAUAAUGCAGUUGGCUUCUCAUGGCACCCGAAAUGACGAAGGAAUGCAGCUGGUGCCCCGUUGUGAUCAGGAAGAAGUGUCAGAUUCGCAGGAGAUAUUUUCACAAUCCGAUACCGCAGAAAGCUCUACCAAGUAUAUGGGCUCAUGUGAAAUCAAGCCAUUGAUUGUUGAGGAUGAAAAUCACAACAUCGAUGCGAAUGAAGAAACCCAUCUUGUCAUUCAAGACUUUCCACAAUGCCGGAUUUGCCUUGAUAAUGAAGGUGAUGACUUAAUUGCACCAUGCAAUUGCAAGGGCACACAAAAGUAUGUCCAUAGGUCCUGUCUUGAUAACUGGAGAUCAACAAAGGAAGGUUUUGCAUUUUCACAUUGCACCGAGUGUCGGGCAGCAUUCUUACUUCGUGCAAAUGUUCCUCCAGAUCGAUGGUGGCUAAGACUGAAGUUUCAACUUCUGGUUGCUAGAGAUCACACAUUGAUCUUUUUCAUUGUACAACUGGUUGUUGUUUUCUUGGGUAUGCUGGUGUACAGAUUUUAUGGAGAUGAACUGCGAGAAAUGUUUGGCUAUGAACAGCAUCCUUACGCUUUUUAUGCGUUGGCGAUACUGGCUGUUAUUUUGGUUGGUUUGCUAUAUGGAUUCUUCAUAGCUAUAAUAUGUGGACAGAGGAUCACCGAACGGCACUACCAUGUUCUUGCAAAGCAAGAGUUAACCAAGGAGUAUAUCGUAGAGGAUCUUGAAGGGUCUGAUCCAGUGCCAGACCUUGAUCCUAGCCAUGUCACGGAGUUGAGGACACUGGGGCUCUAUUGAGCAUAGCCGCAUAUAGCAUCAGGUUGUCAACCAGGACACCAGAGUGAAAGUGACAUGGGAAUUUAUGCUGGUUGGGGAGGGCAGACCUCAUUUGUUCGUGUAUUGAUGGAGAGAAUUUGAUGUACAAGUGUGGGUUACGUGCAAUAGCUUGUGGCGCUUUACAAAUGAAUAGGAUGCCCUUUGGCGCUCUGACAAAAGCAAGGGCAGACGCGUUCUUGGUUCUGUAUGUUGUGGACAAACUAAAUUAGGGUCCCUGGGAAGAUGGACCUCUCCUUGGGCCAUAAGGGGGGUUUCUUCUCACCGAGGCGGGUCUCUUCCUGGAGGUGGUGGAUGGGUCUCUUCUAUCACCCCUCUUUGGGAGAUGCCAGGGUCCUAUUAGAGGCGUAAGGAAGCGACUUGCUGUGGAUUGAGGAGCACAUGUUGAUGGCAGUUUAUCCUCGCCUCAUUAUUUGUGUAAGACUUCUUGAAAACAGUACAUCCUCAUGCGUACAUGACCAUGCAAAGUUAUCAUCCUCUUGAACUCCUGAAGUGUGGAGAUGAUUUGACGAUGUAAAUAUGUUCUUGUCC